GCCAUUUUGUCUGCCGGACAUAGGCAGGGAGAGAGAAGCCAAGCAACAGCAACUAUACACAUCAAAUAACUGGAAUAACGAAAAAGCAGACGAUGUGAAUUGGCUGUGAAGUCCCAUCGGUAAACGUUAUUGAGAUUUUGGGUUUGAAAGGAAAUUGGAUCGAAUUUUAUGGAUAUAUCAGACUAAUUACGUAAAAUAAAGGAGUGUUUCACUCCUGGCACGAAACUCGAAGGAGGCGAGUUGAGAAAGAACCCCGAACCCGUCAGAUAGCUAGCUUUUAACAGUAGUGUUAGUAGGAAGGCUAGCCAGCGCUCUUCUGUUUUGUCUCUCUUGGUUUCGUCCUCGUCAAGUCUGAAGCUCAAGACAAAUUGGCAAGUUUGGCAGUUUAAUGUUGGUUCCCCUUCCUCGUUAUGUGUCGCUCGAAACCAAGGGACUGCUCUGUUCAAUGUAGCCCAAACACACAAAACGUUAGUGGAAGUUGAAGUCAAGAACUCGGAAGAAGGAUUUGGUGUUAACUAACGUUAGAUAGCUAUCCCGCUAUUAAGUUAUCUAGCUAAUUUAGCUGAACUUUGAUUUGAAUUCCGGGCACAUAGGUAGCUCGCCAGGCAGUGGACUGUGCUUUGUCUCGCUAAUUGAACGUUGGCAUCUAGGCUGCUCGUAAGCUAGUUAUGUUUAUUUGUAGCCAUCGAGCAAACAUUAAUGUUUACAAAUUGCACAGUGGGACUCUUUCCUGUAUCGAAUGCUCCAACGGAAAUAUAAGUUAACACAAGCUAGCCCAUAUUUGUUAGCUAGUUUUAUUAUACAGAAUAUAUACCUUGCUAAUUAUAUAGUUAUUUAACUGCUCACUGAUUUGCCAUUUCAAGCGGACCGGGGCAGAUAAAGCUAGUUUAAAAUUAUUAUUGUGCGCUGGAUUUGAACUACCUUAGGUAACGUUAGCUAGCUAACACACAUAUUGCAACAAAUACAUUUUUCAACGACAAUGGACUAGACGUCAUAACACUUUUUUGUUGUUGUCAAGGAACCGAUUGACGUGGCCUGAAACCGUCACACACUUGCCGUCACUGGUGUUACGUGCGUCAGCUAAUAUCCAGUCAUUGGACCGUGUGUGUGUUGAUCAUCUAGCUAAUUAUUGUGGGGUUUGUAGCGAAGCAUUGAAACACAAUGUCAGGACAGUCUAUAACGGAUCGGAUCGCCGCGGCACAGCACAGCAUGACCGGGUCGGCUAUUAGCAAAGCCGUGUGCAAGGCCUCGACGCACGAAGUCAGCGGUCCCAAGAAGAAACACCUUGAUUACCUGAUCCACUGCACCAAUGAGAUGAACGUCUCUGUACCCCAGCUGGCAGACACACUGUUUGAGAGAACAGCCAAUAGUAGCUGGGUGGUGGUUUUCAAAGCCCUCAUCACUACACACCACCUCAUGAUGUACGGCAAUGAGCGUCUCAUCCAGUACCUGGCCUCUAGAAACACCCUCUUCAACUUGAACAACUUCUUGGACAAAGGUGCUUUGCAAGGUUAUGACAUGUCUACGUUCAUCCGUCGGUACAGCCGCUAUCUGAAUGAAAAGGCCAUGUCUUACAGGCUGGUGGCUGUGGACUUUACCAAGAUGAAGAGAGGGAUUGACGGUGUGAUGCGUACCAUGAGCAUAGAGAAGCUCAUAAAGACCCUUCCUAUUAUCCAGAACCAACUAGACGCACUGCUAGACUUCCAGGCCAACCCCAAUGAGUUAACUAACGGGGUGAUCAACUCAGCCUUCAUGCUGUUGUUCAAGGACUCCAUCCGUCUGUUUGCUGCCUACAACGAGGGCGUCAUCAACUUACUGGAGAAAUAUUUUGAUAUGAAGAAGGGUCAGUGUAAAGACGCAUUGGACAUCUAUAAGAAGUUCCUUUACAGGAUGACCAAGCUGUCAGAGUUUCUCAAAGUAGCAGAGCAAGUUGGAAUAGAUCAGGGUGAUAUCCCCGAUCUCUCACAGACAAUUAAAGGAUCAUGCAUUGCUCCUAGUAGUCUCCUGGAGGCUCUGGAGCAGCACCUAGCCUCUCUGGAGGGGAAAAAGACCAAGGAACUCACCGCUGAUACAAGAGCGUCCACCCUGUCCAGUGCGGUGUCGUCUCUGUCCAAUACAGGCAUGUCAUUCAGCCGCAUGGACGAGAAGGAGAGACAGCAGGCCUUAGAGGAGGAGCAGGCCAGACUGCAGGCCCUCAAGGUACAGGACCAGCGUCUGAAGGAGAUUGGCAUGUCCACUCCAUCUGCCUCCCCCAGUACACAGUCUAUGGGCAGUGUCAACAACAACCACCACAACACCAAUCAAGGCAUGGAGCUAUUCAGUGCACCCUCCACCAACAGCAUGCCCAACCUCAGUAGUGAUCUAUUUGACCUGCAGCCAGCCUUCCUACCUGCUGUCCAGAGCACUCCCUCGAUCUCUACAGCCACCAGUGCCUGGGGAGGUGCUGCUGAGACACCUGAGUCCUCCAUGAGUGUAGAUUUUGACGCUGUUUUCGGGGGUGGGGCUAGAAGACAGGCCAAUUACGACGUACAGCCUGCCACCGAUGGGUUUGACGCUCUAGGGGACCUGCUGAAGCCCACAGUGCCCAGCCACAACCAGGCUCCUCCCAUGAACCUGCACCACCCUGGUCAUCCCCAUCCAGGGCACCCAGGAGGCAAGCUGCUGCCCAAUGACCUUGACUCGUCCCUUGCCAACCUCGUUGGCAAUCUGCAGUUCGGAGGAGCCCCAGCCAAGAAUUUGUCGUUGUGUGCUCCGGUGUUCAGGCCAGACAUGCAGUGGAGUCAGCCUGGAGAGAAGAAGCUAACUGGGGGACACAACUGGCAGAGCAAGACCAUGACUAGCACCACGGCCUGGAACCCUGCUCCCAUGGCCCCUGCACCCAUGCCUGUACAGCACAUGAAUGGGAUGUUCUAUGCCAGUUAUGCUCCAGCGCCUAUGACAUUCCCAAUGACGACGCCGCAAGUGCCUAUGUAUGGAAUGGUCCCCCCUCAAAUGGGUCAGAUGGGGAGUGUACAGUUGAUGGCCCCCCAGCCCAUGAUGUACAACCAGCCUGUACUCAGACCCACCAAUCCCUUCGCCCCCAUGCCUGGAGCCCAGAUGCAGUUCAUGUAAUCUCAUGGGGGAGGCAGAGUUCCAAAAGCGAUGGCAAAAACACACGCCGAGCGAACCACCGAAGACUAAAUGAACGAAUGAAUGAAUGAACAAAGGAAUGACAGACAGAAGGAAAACCAACCAACACCAAAUAUGAGAGGAAGAGAAGAAAAAGAAAGGGAGGAUCAACCCGGGAGAUGAGAAGGGUGGAAGGCUAGAGCACGGAGGGGAUAUGUCAUAAUAAAGGCGCAUCUCUGUCUGAAACAGCCCCCCUCCUGAAAAAAAUUAUAAAUAGUGUAAAUUUAAAAAAUAAACACCCAAAGCCCAUUACUGGGUUUAAAACUACCUAAAACUUGAAUGUGUAUGUCGUUUUCAGUCGACAGAGUGAAGGGGUUAGAGGUCUUAAGUUUAUUGCACUUAGGACCAGUCUAUACAUUAUGAAGUCUCUGUUGGGUUAGUUUGUCUUCUGUUACGUUCUCUGGUCGUUGGUGUACAAAGGUAGCCUAGGCCCUGUUACGGUUACUGGGACUGUAUUUAUGUUGCUACUAAGCUGAUAUUGAGCAAAAGAGGGAUGGAGAAGAGGGGAUCUAGCCAUAGGCAGAAAAUACAGGUUUGGAUUGAAAAAGAUCUGUAGGUUAAAGUUGCAUCCACUCUCUUUGGUUGCAUCCACACAGGUAGGAAGAUGUACGUGUUUGGAUUCAGUUUUUCUAUCUCAAAGCACGUGUGUUUGCGCGCAAGCUGUUAAUAAACCAUUUCUUUGUGAGCUGGUCUCUACCUUCUUUCUUAGGCGACAGGUCACCAAUUGGAGCGGUUUCUAGAAAUCUUUAUUUUAAUUCUCCAACUUUCUCACCGUUACUGAUAUCAAUCAAACCGGUGGAACCAAAGUCACACAGUACCGUUUGUCCCUGCUCGCUUGCCAUCCUUGACUGUUAGGUAGUGAAGAAAAGCACUUACGGUGUCUAUGUUACCCAAGGGAGCUGUUUCAGACACGGAGAAGCCUUUACCACAUGCAAUCAGACUGAGUAUAAACAUUAAGGAUAGCCCUCUACACUCAUCCUCACAACCACCAUCCUACCACCAGCCUAACCCUCAACCUCUUCUUAUGUCUAUUUGUCCAUGGAGAGCCACUGGAGAACUGUUGUAAAGUGUUUUUAAUCCCUCUCUACUUUAUUUGUGUCUCUUGUAAAAACAGUUUCUUCUUCAUCCUCAGUGUGUCCUUAAAUGUUGACGGAUUCGCACGCACACUAAAUUACACACACAAAGCAUGUUACACACACACACCCACGUGCAUUAACGUGUAGAAACACACACCUCCAUCCUGCGGAAACUGUCUGAUUUCAGAAUAGGAUCAUUCUGACGGUUGAUGUCACAAUUUGUGUUUCCUCUAUCAUAAUGUCCAUUGCUCUCGAUGGUGUCCUAUUGUUGCUAAAGCCAUAUGCAGUCAUUUUCUUCCCAACUGUCAAGAUGGGUCAAAUGAAAGGAUGUCAAAGUAACUUUUUGUGUCAAAGGAAGGAUAUUGUCAAACUGUUGAUAACUCAACAGAACUGUUUCAUGUUUUUAUUUUGAACAAAUAUAUGUGCCAAUAAGUUUGGUACUGGUUAGCGCUGAAUGAAACUUAACUGCCAAGGGUUACUUUAUUGUUAAAUAUUUGGGGGACAUGGAGUUGAAAUGUUCAAUACUAGUUUGAGCAUACUCUUGGUCCCAUAGCUUUAUAAAAGAUGUCAAUGUAACUGAACUGUUGGUGCCAAAGGUCAAAACAGGUAUAGGGUCACAGUUGCCAUACUUUUCGCUGUCUUAAUUCCCCUGUAAUAACACACAUUGGUUUGUUAUAUAUGCCAUGCGUUUCUCAUUGAGGACUGUUUUCUGUUUACUUCCUAUAUCUUGACGCUGAAGCCAAUAGUGAGUUAUGCCCCCUAGUUAUGUUAUAUAUAUCAUUAUUUUUUUAUGAACAAGCUGAAAUGUUUCACUGAUAUGACCACAUUCAGAACCUGAAAGAAAGGAGAGUUGGUGAUAAAUGAAUGGAUCAAAUCAAAGUGUAUUGCUCGCGUACACUGAUUUGCAGGUGCAGCUGAGUGCUUGUGUUUUGAAUGCACAUGCAGAUCCCUAAGACGAACCCUUCCCCUUGUCUCGGUCCACAUCACCAGUGAGUUGAGUACUGUGGAGCGUCUAACUGAUCCUUUUCACUUUCAAGUAGACCUACCGCUCUAGAACACUAUCUUAGCAUCUUUGCUGCUCUUCGGUCUAGUGUGCAUAGCUCUAUAUUCACCUCUUGGUGAUUUGCCAAUUGCCAUUGUCUUCAAGAUUAUCUUGGUGGAUCGUCACUGUCUAGUAGACCUAGCUCUAAUUUCCCCUCUUAGGGGUUUAUUUGUCAAACUCAUUCGCUCCACCCUUGUACUUGAUUGAUUUAAAGUCACAAAUUAGUAACUCCCCUCACCUGGUUGUCUAGGUCUUAAUUGAAAGGAGAAAAAAACAAAAACCAGCAGACACUCGGCCCUCCAUGGAAUGAGUUUGACACCCCUGGUCUAUUAGAUAUAUUUAAAGAAUUGUCUCCAGGAUCACUUUAGAUUCAUUCCCCUUCUGACCUCGUUUCAUUGUCUAGUAGAACUAUAUUUAGAUAGACUCUCCUAUUGGAGUCUUCACUGUCCAGUAUGUAUAGCUCUAGAUUCUUCUUGCUUCUGCUUUUGUAGAUGAUACAUUACAAUCCCCUUUGUCUUAUAACUUCCUGUUUCUUCACUGAACUCUGUCAUAGGCCUUCACUUAAUCAUGCUGUGAGUGGGCGUGUAUGCCAUCUUUAAACUUAAACGGUCUCUGAUUGGAUCAUAUGCAUUUUAUGUCUUGUCGGUGAAACCGAACUAUCCACAAUGUCUAAGAGGGAUGUAUACUCUCAAUGAGGAAUUAAGUCUGUAGUCUUGAAGUAUUUGAGGGUUCUGAUGGCACUAGUCUUUGUCUGUAGGAAGGAUUGCCUCGCUAUAGUAGUAGCUGUGUAAAAGGGGGUUGAGAACCAGUGGUGGUCGUUUGGAAGUUAAAGGUCCAGUGCAGCUGUUUUCAUCUCUAUUUCAAAUCCUUUCUAGGUAACAAUUACUACCUUUUGAUUGUUUUCAAUUAAAAUUGUCAAAAAUAAGCAAAGAUAUCAGUUUCUCAAGCAAGAAUUUUGUUAAGAUUGUCAGGGAGUGGUCUGAGUGGGGAGGGGAAUGCUAGCUGUAGGUUUGGAACGCUCUUAUUGGUCUAUUAAAUUUACCGCCUGGUGACGUCACCAAGCAAGCCAAAACGCCAUCCCACCAAAACAGGCUGAAAUUUUUGAAGUCUGAAGUCUUUUCAAACAUCUCUAACACUAAAAUGGCAUUAUCAUUUUCACAAUAUCACACUAUUAUUCCAACCUUACUAUGUGGAUAUAUAUUAAACACAAACCCUUCUCUGGGCUCCUCAUACUGUGAUAGUCCCUUUACUCAGGAGGGUAGGAAGCUCUGGGUAGAAGUUGCUCUAAGAGACAGAUCUAGGAUCAGCAAACCCUUGGGGGAGAAAUGCAAAACUGACCUUAGAUCAGUGUCUAGGGACAACUCAUUUGUAUCCCAAUGGCACCCUAUUCCCUAUGUAGGCCUCUGGUCAAAAGUAGUGUACUAUAUGGGGAAUAAUGCCAUUUGGCACACAAUCCUUGUUUGGCACUGAAGUUGAUGAGCACAGCUUUUUCUCUGGAAUUUAUCAUGUCUUAUGUUCUCUGGUUCUUCAGUAGUUUCAUUUCUCUCUUUGGGUCAUUUUUAAACUAGAUUGUUGUUCUGCAUGGUACCCGGCCUGCCUGUGUUUUUGUGUGUCUUUGAACUGGUUUCAAAAUAGUGGAAGAAUAGCAGAGGGGGAGAGAGACAGUGUGGAGACUACAAUGUUGAUUGUCCUAUUAUAAUCUUAGGGGGUGCAUCUCAAUCUUGUCUUUUUCUCUCGUCUUCUAAGACCUGAAGAGCGUUAGCUCCCAGAGCGAAUGCCAACAAUGUCAAAUCACGCUGAUGGUCUGUUUAUGGUAGGCUUUUCUUCCCCUGUGCAUGGUCGUGAUGAUGUGUUCUUUCUACAGCUCCCCUUAAAAGCAUGAUCUGAUUUACUGUGUUAAAACUCCGGGUUCCGGAUUGUCAUGGUUGCAUUUCUGAUUACAUGCCGCAAGGACAGACACCCCUAACCAUAGCUCUAGGGUGAAUCUCAAUAGUCUUUCCUUGGCUCAUUGCGUCCUCUGUCCUCAACGCAUUGGAGGAGGUGGUCUGGGGGUGUAGCCAAACCCUUUUACUUUUCCAAAGAUGCCACGUUACUUUUUCCCUUUAUUGAAAUGGGUCUUUCUGAUCAUAUCUGCAAGUGUAGUACCCUCUAGUGGUGAGUCCCUGUAGUAACACAGUAAUUGAAGAUGUCAUCAACCUGAAAUGAAAAUGGAACAGGGAAAAAGAGGAAUGGCUUUUUGGGGUUAUAAACGGAUAAAUCUCUCCAUAAAAUUAAUCAGUUUAUCUGUUAUUUGCUCAUUUUCAGUCAGUGUUUGUUCAAUGAUCAUGUGAACAUUUUUUUCCCUACAUGUUUUUUUUGGAAACUACCCUUCUGAUAGCUGAACUGGUGAUAACUAUGUAAAUAUAAAUAGAAACAUGCAAACACAUACACAUAUACAUCACAAUCCCUGUAUUGUACUAUACAGGGAAUAUGGGCUGCGUUUACACAGGCAGCCCAAUUCUGAUCUUUUGCCCAAUUCUUGGUAAAAGAGCAGAUCUGACUGGUCGAAGAGAAAUGAUUGAAUUUGGCUGCCUGUGUAAACGCAGCCAUGGUGUCAUUUGGGACACAUCCAUACACACACAUCAGCCAUAAUGUUAUUUUUGUCUUUGUAUUAUUAUUUUUCUGAACAUGAGAGCUAUUUGAUAUUUGCAUUAUACAGUAUAUAGAUAUAUAAUAAUACCCAAGGGGUGAUUAAACGUAUGAAGAAGGGGAUUGGCUGCAUGUCUACAGGUUGCCAAUGGGAUGUCAUUGAUUGUCAAGGAUGCCAAAUGAUUCAGAGAAUCACACCCUUGUCUCUGAUUAUUCUUCUUGAUCUUCCCCCUCUUUGUACAUUUUUAUUUAUUUCUGCAGAAAUAUUAGGAUUUUAUUAAGCAUGGAAAUAAUACAAAACGAACGUUACAGAAAUACAAAAAUCAUUGGCUUUUAUUUUACUUACUGUGUUUAAUUUGAUUAUCUUUUUUUGGAAGAAAUAAAGUCAUUUUCCAUUCCUAAA
Messenger RNA from Oncorhynchus nerka (sockeye salmon), 8317 nucleotides. Its product is annotated as phosphatidylinositol-binding clathrin assembly protein. Gene Ontology annotation, molecular function: clathrin heavy chain binding; SNARE binding; phosphatidylinositol-4,5-bisphosphate binding. The transcript is spliced from 21 exons. Gene Ontology annotation, biological process: clathrin coat assembly; clathrin-dependent endocytosis; synaptic vesicle budding from presynaptic endocytic zone membrane. NCBI's taxonomy places the organism in Eukaryota, Metazoa, Chordata, Actinopteri, Salmoniformes, Salmonidae. The record is from RefSeq and is a predicted model, not a curated record. Bases 1162 to 3111 code for a protein of 649 amino acids. Gene Ontology annotation, cellular component: clathrin-coated vesicle; synaptic vesicle; extrinsic component of presynaptic endocytic zone membrane.